This is a messenger RNA of Erpetoichthys calabaricus (reedfish), 1666 nucleotides long. RefSeq lists its product as uncharacterized. Bases 93 to 1493 code for a protein of 466 amino acids. The transcript has 6 exons. The record is from RefSeq and is a predicted model, not a curated record. NCBI's taxonomy places the organism in Eukaryota, Metazoa, Chordata, Cladistia, Polypteriformes, Polypteridae.
CUCCGCGCGAUGAUAAGCUCAGCCGUAUCUGCCUCAGCCGUCCAGUGGAGCGCCUGCUGCGCUGCGGGAAAGCAGAUCUUUCUGCUCGGCUGAUGAAGUCCGUGCUGCCGCUGUUUGUGCUCCUCCACACCUGUGCCCAGAGCUUCAGUAUUCACAUAGUCUCCAGUCCCCUGUUUGUCACUGUCCAGUCUGACAUAUGGCUUCCAUGUAAUUUCACUGGCUUGUCCGAUGAUGUUGAUUUUCAGAAGCUAAAAGUUACAUGGACAAGACAGUCAGUGCCAGUGGCUCAGUAUAAGUGGGGCAAGGUGUCUGGUGGGCUGAGGUUCAGUUUGCAAGAAGAUCGUUUGAAGGCUGGCGAUGCAUCUCUGCACCUGAGUCCAGUGUCCAUGAAGGAUGAGGGUCAAUAUUGGUGUCGUGUUGAAUAUAAAGCAGAGAAAAUGGACAGUGAGGUCUACCUCAGGAUCAGAGCUCCUCCUCAGGUCCAUGUCACCUUGAGGUCAAAUUCACAUGGAUCUGAUGGGGUCAUUAACUGCAGCGCCACAGGUUUCUACCCUGCAAACAUCAAGUUCACCCUCCGGCAGGGCAGCGAGAUGUUGAAGUCCGAGAGUCCUUCAGCACGGAGUGAGCCAGAUGGGACAUUCAGUGCCUCAAGUGCCCACUUCUUCAAUUGGAGCACCAGGGUUGGAGAUCCGUUCUUUUGUGAAGUGAACCAUGAUGCUCUGGAAGAGCCAAUCAGGACGGACUCCAGAAGAGAGUCUCCUGGAGUGCUGCUGACCAUGGCAGUGCCAAACCUUGAUAGCGUGGUGGUCUGCCUAUGUGAUGAAACCCAAGAAUCUGUGAAGAAAUUCAUCUGGAGGAAGGAUGAAACGAUCCUCCUGAUAGACACCCCCCACACCUUGAGAAGUUUGGAUGGGCACAAGUCCGUAAUGAGUCGCUACCGCUUCACCCCAAACGGCCAAGAGAAGUUGUCCUGUGAGGUCCAUUAUGUAUCAGGGCUCUCUGAGAGGAAAUUUGUACAGUACACAGGACACUCUCGGGUAAAGAUUGCUGGAGCUGGAGUGGUCAUCCUUAUUCCUCUUCUCCUUCUACUCCUCAUCAUCGUACGGCAGACAUCAGUGUCCCUCACGCCUCUCAUUCCUGUUCAUCUGAGAAAGAGUGAAACUCAUUCAAUCACCUGCACGCUGACUGGCUGGUGUCUCAGGCUGAUCAGUCUGCGGUGGUCAGUCAACGGUAAAAGAAUUGAAAUGGAACCUCUGGAUGGUGAGAAAGGGGAUUUUGAUGAGAAGUUGUGGUUGUCAACAGACAAAACCACUAAUUUCUCCAUGAAGAAAGGUCCUACCAAGAUGAGCUGCUGCCAAGGAGAGACUACCAUCACCUUUAAAUUCACACCAGAGAAACUAGAAUCAGAAAACAGCCUGAUCCGGUGCCGGGCCCUCCACAGGCUGACCAGACGGCGGGUGAUAGCCCAGUACUUGUAUGAAAGUAAAAUGUGACUGACUGCCAGUAGGUGGUCAGUGUGGACCUGGAGUGCAGGAUGACUUGUCAUUAGGUGCUCCCCUCUUCCCUGACUCUUCCCCCUUACAUGAGGCCACUGGUCCUACCUCUCACAGUCAUGUGAUCUGUAGGCUCCUCCCCUUUGCAGUGACCUUGACCCCAUUUCCCCAUU